AUGGAAACUGAAUUUGUGUUCGAGUUUAAAUGUAAAGGUUUAAAGUCUAAAUUAACUGUACCUGUCAAUAUACCAGUGAAGGAACCAGUGGAGGAAUUGGUAGGAAGACUUGUUAAAGCCAAAAACUUACCUGCUUAUGUUGUUGAAGAUCUUCAGAAGGACCUUUGCAAGUUUGUAGAAGUUAAGACAGCUGAAUGGAAUGAAAAGAAUGGUGAAGAGGCUAUUAAAGCUGUUUUUGAUAACAAGAUAGAUGAAAACAUUUUAAUUGAUAAAUGGAACAAAGCAUUUACCCAGGAAGUUAAAACAUAUGCCAAGCCCGAAGAAGUAACGAAUGAACAAAUGUUUUCAGAAGUAUAUCAUUCUUUAAUUCAUUCCCCUGCCUUAGAAACUGUGUUAAAUUUAGAGCAUACAUAUGCUUUAUCUGUAGAAGACAUUAUAACCAAUAGAGAUGCUGAUUUAAACCAUCUAGAUUCUAAACAACAAGAAGAAAUGGAAGAAGCGUUGAAUAAUGUUGGUAUUAAAUAUAAUGAUGAAGAUAUAAAUCAACUAGCUCAGAGACAUUUUGAUAAUACACAGUUAAUUUCUAGUAAAUGGGCAAGUGAAUUAAGUAAUCUUAAGGAAACCCAGAAAAGAGAAUUUAAGGAAUGGGUGAUGAAAGUUCAUGAAGAUUCUCAGAAUAAUUCUAUACCUCCAACAUAUUUAUUACGUGCUAUGUCGUCUGCUUUACCUGAUGCAGAAGAUGAAGAGAGACAGUCACAACCUACCAGAUUAGAAGAAAGUUUUACAAUUCACUUAGGAGCCCAGAUGAAGACAACUCAUAAUAUAAGAUUACUAUGUACAGAUGUUCUAGAUUUAUGUAGACAUAAAACACACACUGUUGGUGGAAUUGCAAUACCUCAACCACAACGGUUACAAACAGCCAUGUCAUUAUAUUCUAAUUCAUUAUGUGGUUUAGUUAUAUUAGUAGAUAAUAGAGUCAAUAACUAUACUGGCAUGAAAAGAGCUUUUUCUAAAGUAUGUGAACAGUCAACAGAUUUCCAUUUUCCUGAUUUAGACCAUCGUUAUUCAAUGUUAGAACAAGAAGUUAUAAAAAUGAAUGAAUUAAGAAGAAAAAAGAAAGAAGAAGAUGAUAUGAGUAUUAAAAGUAAUGGAAGUAAUAUUAAUACUGGUGAUUUUUAUAUAACAGAACAUUCUAAUUUAUCUGAAAUACAUGUGGUGUUUCAUCUUGUAUGUGAUGACAGUGUUCGUGCUAGUGAUAUAUCAUCCAGACAUCCUGCUAUAUUAAGUUUAAGAAAUAUCAUCAAGUUAUGUUUUCGUUAUGAUAUUCAUACUAUAACCAUUCCAUUAUUACUUACUCAUGAAAUGACAGAGGAAAUGACUAUACCAUGGUGUAUGAAAAGAGCAGAAUUAAUAUAUAAAUGUGUGAAAGGUUUUAUGAUAGAAAUGGCAACAUAUGGAGCACAAGAAUCAAGAACAAUACAAUUUCUAGUACCAAGAGGACUAUCAGAAGAUAUGUUUAAUAAUAUUAGUAACAUGUUACCAACCAUAUUCAGACUAUCAAAUCCAGUGAUACACAGAACAGGUCCUUAG
This is a messenger RNA of Lottia gigantea (owl limpet), 1590 nucleotides long. RefSeq lists its product as hypothetical. Bases 1 to 1590 code for a protein of 529 amino acids. Gene Ontology annotation, cellular component: cytoplasm. The record is from RefSeq and is a predicted model, not a curated record. The transcript is spliced from 12 exons. NCBI's taxonomy places the organism in Eukaryota, Metazoa, Mollusca, Gastropoda, Lottiidae.